UCAUUUCCCUCUCCCCGUCCCAAAUAGAGACGUAACUUCCAUUCCAUAUGAAUCAUUUAGUUGCUUUGCCCAAAUAUCCCCCCCAAGUCACAAUGGGCAGCAGCAGCAAUAUGGCUGAUGAUGAAAAUCGUCCCACAGCGGAUUUCCAUCCCUCGCCAUGGGGAGACUUCUUCGCCACCCACAACUUCGCAAGUGAUGAUGUGUUGAAGGAGUGGAAGGAAGGAAUUGAAGUGCUGAAACCUUAUGUAGUGAGGAUGUUGUCAGCCACUGCUGGUGAAGACGCGGUAGACAAAUUAGUGCUGCUAGAAAGGCUGAAACUAGUCGACGUGGUUGAGCGGCUAGGCAUUGGUUACCUUUUCAAGAGAGAAAUCCAACAAAUCCUCCAACAAGUGUAUGAAACACACGACUCAACUGAUGACCUAAACAAUGAUAAUAUGAACCUCCAUGAUGUUGCUCUUCGUUUCAGGCUUCUCAGAGAACAUGGUUAUGAUGUCUCCAGUGACAUAUUCAAUGAGUUCAAGACAAAGAAAGGCGAGUUCAAGGAAGAAUUGGCGAGUGAUGUUGAAGGCAUGCUAAGUUUGUAUGAAGCCUCAUAUUUGCGUAAGCAAGGAGAGAACGUAUUAGACGAAGCAAUCCAGUUCACGAAAUCACACCUGGAAGCUAAGGCUGUUGAUGUAGAGUCCCUAUUGAGUGAACAGUUGACUCAUGCCUUAGAAAGACCUAAGUGAACGGCUAUUUGCCGCCAAUCAAAUUGCUAUUUGCCGCCAACUAAAAAAAAAAAAAAAAGAAUUCAAAAUUUGAAUUUUCUAUUCCUUCCCAGUGCCUCCGUCGCCGGUAAAAAAAAAAAAAAAUUAAAUUUUGAAUUUUCCCUUCCUUCCCAGUGCCUCCGUCGCCGGCACCGUUCUUCCGUCGUCGGCUAACCUCCCGUCACCCUCAAUCGUCGGAAAACAAGUAAGUUUACUUUUUCCGGCCAGUUUUCCAGUUUUCCGGUAAGUUUUCCAGUUUUCCGGCGAAAAACACGGCGGGCCGAAAAAAAAUUGUGGCCCGAACGUCGUCGAGCCGAAAAAAAUUUGUGGCCGGGA
Linum trigynum is the source of this 1082-nucleotide messenger RNA. The record is from the annotation of a GenBank genome assembly. NCBI's taxonomy places the organism in Eukaryota, Viridiplantae, Streptophyta, Magnoliopsida, Malpighiales, Linaceae.